AAAAUAUCGAGAACUAAUACACAGGGUCCCCCCUUUUGUUUUUCUUUCUUUUGCGGCGAGUUCGUGCUAAUGCCGUUCUCAUCCAAUCGACCGGUAACGUCGUAGGUCCCAGUACCACUCAAAGUGACAGUCAGAGCGGGUGCAGUGAGACAAAGAUGCUGUGACGCAGACAAAAGAAAUAAAUGAAAAUAUUUUACUGGUCAGGAUCUACACGGUGAUCCCUGAAGAAAAAGAAGGAAAAAAAAUUACACCUAUACCCGUAGUGUGUGUUGAUCAAGAGGCCUCAGUCGAUUGGAUAAGCGACGGUUUUGGAUUUGCACCAGGUACCUAAGCCGCUCUGGGACCAUGCUAAUCUCGGCAUGUAGGCCGAAGUGAGAAUCUCUUGCAUAUUUUUGGCGUUUGGAUGCAUGAGCAUGGGCAUUGAAUCAUAUGCAUAGGAUAUAAGCAGUCCUCAGUCCGUCGACAUCAUCACAGUGGCCGUUUUCGUCCAACUGUACAAACAGACCAACCCAUUGUCCUAUUUACACAUUCCUUUCAGGGAUUUUCCUUUUCAUCUCAUAUCCAUUUGUUAAAAAGAUACCCGGAAGCCAUCUUCCACCUAUCACACCCACCACAUACACCAUGAGCAAGCCACUCGAGCUUCUUGUCUUUGGCACUGGAGCAGUCGGUUCGGUCUUUGGUUGGCGAACGGCACAGAAUGCAAACGUCAAGCUGUCAGCAAUCUGCCGCUCCAACUACGAAAUAGUCAAGAAUCGCGGCCUCACUUUCCGUUCUAAUAUGUGGGGGACUGGUUCCAUGCGGCCGGUGCGAGUCGCUCGACACUCCAACGAAUUGAGCCAUGUUAAGUUCGACUACGUUGUGUGCGCCACCAAGAACAAGCCUCAAGAGGAGCAUGCCCUCAUGAGAAGUCUUGAGCCUCUCUUGUCCAAAGACACGACACUUGUUCUCAUUCAAAACGGCGUGGAAAUCGAACACCCCUUUCGAAGAGCCUUUCCCAACCACACGCUCCUUUCAUCGAUAUGCUUCGCCUCGUGCUCCAUGCAAGGUAGCACCGUCUUGCAGCCCGCCAACAUUCGACCUCACGGAUUCCACGUCGGCAUACACGGCAACGGCAAUACGUCGGCCAGCAAGGACGAAGAAAGACUACACACAUUAGUCGGCCUGGACCCCAAGUUCAAGGCAGUUGACAAUAUCGCUGCCGAGCGCUGGGCCAAGAUGGCGUGGAACGGGGCGUGGAAUCCUGCCACUGCCCUCUUUGGUCUCGAGACGCAGGACAUCCUCCAGCACAGCCCUGCCGGAACUUCCCUUGUGCGCCAGCUCGCAAAAGAGGUCAUCCAAGUGGCCCAGGUGUAUGGCGUGGAAUUGCCCCCCAACUACGAAGAUGAGAUCAUCAGGAUGACCGAAGUCGAGGCUUCCAUUGCGCCAUCCAUGUUGCAAGAUUUGCGCCGUGGACAGAGAAUGGAGGUCGAGACGAUCUGUGGAACAAUUUGCCGCAUGGCCGAUCAGGUUGGGCUUCCUCACCCAGCCAUGGCUACUGCAUACCGCACCUUAUCCGAAAUGAACUUGGCUUGCGCUGAGACACCUCUUCCCGCACGUCAAGACAAGCCGGCGCUCAAUAUGUCGCAGCGGAUUCGUGCCAGCGUUGGGGCUAGGAUCGGGGCUAGGAUCGGCGCCACUGCGCCAUCCGUGGGCGGGCUGGGUAUGCAGCAGCAGCAGCCACACCAGAUUGCAGCUUAGCUGCAGAGUACACACAUAACAAAACAGCUGUAUAUAUUUCAAUGAACAUAGCUAAGAAAAAUUGUGCGAAAAAUAUUAGAAAGAGAAAGCGAGAGAGAGGGACCUUGGCUAGCUGGCCUUGCCUGAGGCCCUCGGAGAAGGACGUAGAGAGAUGGAUGGGGUGGGCUGCAGGAAGCCGCACUCCACAAUCUGAUUGAGGCCACUGCUACCCUCUUCGGGGACCGUUUUGUUCUGUUUUGCGAGGCCGAGCAAUGUUACUUUUCCUUUAGCAUAUACCCAAUACCAUUAUGUGAACGGGGCCAUGGGCCUCGACUGAUUCAUGGGCUGUUUGGAUACACUGCGUAUAUCUUGGGAAACUCGUUUAGAAUUACGAUACCUUUAAAAUGUAU
Messenger RNA from [Torrubiella] hemipterigena, 2126 nucleotides. The record is from the annotation of a GenBank genome assembly. Lineage: Eukaryota; Fungi; Ascomycota; Sordariomycetes; Hypocreales; Clavicipitaceae.